UUCUUCAGAUUUCCGUCCUUAUUUGAGCGUCCCUUGAUCCUCUUCUCCGGCGCAGGCUUUGCAAAAAGGGCAGGUCAUUUGGCGCACCGGGGGAACUCUGCGCUGGUGUUGCGUGUUUCCUGCCGAGCCUGAACGGCAGUGGGACCCGACCCUAAUCCCGGAGCCAACAGUCGUCUGGAAGCCCAGGUCGGGCAGGUUUUGGAGGGUACGCAAUGUCGAGUUUCACGAGAGCGCAACAGCAAUGGGCCACCUUUGGCCAAAUAUGGUAUCUCUUAGAUGGAAAAAUGCAACCUCCAGGCAAACUUGCAGCAAUAGCAUCAGUCAGACUUCAAGGGCUGCACAAACCUGUAUACCAUCAAUUGAGUAAGUGUGGGGAUCAUGUUGUCAUAAAGAACACAAGGCAUAUUGCAUUUUCUGGGAACAAAUGGGAACAAAAAGUAUAUUCUUCACACACUGGCUACCCAGGUGGUUUCAGACAAGUUACAGCAGCUCAGCUUCACCAGCGGGAUCCAGUAGCAAUUGUAAAACUAGCUGUUUAUGGAAUGUUACCCAAGAAUCUGCACAGAAGAACCAUGAUGCAAAGGCUACAUCUUUUUCCAGAUGAAGAGAUUCCAGAAGACAUACUUAAGAAUUUAGUAGAAGAGCUUCCUCAACCACGAAAAAUACCUAAAAGGCUAGAUGAAUAUACCCAAGAAGAAAUUGAUGCUUUUCCAAGAUUGUGGACUCCACCUGAGGAUUUUCGGAUGUAAUUGGGGAAAAGUUGUAAGAAACAAUAGAGAAACUUCUGAAACUUUUGAGAGUUCUGAUUUCUCCCUGAUGCCUUUUUCCCAACCUGAAAAUUCAAGAGAACCCAGCUACUGUGUGGAGAAGGUGGUCUGUUAAACACGGAUGCAGAAAAUUUAUAGGGGAAAGAACCAGGAAAAUAUCUACAGCAAGCUACAAGAAAAUAAUUUGUUGUAUAGGUUGUUCAGUGACCAUGUAAAUGCUCAGAAUAAAAUCAUUUGCUUAGCUGCUAA
Messenger RNA from Dromiciops gliroides (monito del monte), 1016 nucleotides. It is a transcript of the gene MRPL13, whose product is annotated as mitochondrial ribosomal protein L13. The record is from RefSeq and is a predicted model, not a curated record. NCBI's taxonomy places the organism in Eukaryota, Metazoa, Chordata, Mammalia, Microbiotheria, Microbiotheriidae. Gene Ontology annotation, molecular function: structural constituent of ribosome; mRNA binding. Gene Ontology annotation, biological process: negative regulation of translation; translation. Gene Ontology annotation, cellular component: ribosome; mitochondrial large ribosomal subunit. The transcript is spliced from 7 exons. Bases 213 to 749 code for a protein of 178 amino acids.